Physcomitrium patens is the source of this 2405-nucleotide messenger RNA. RefSeq lists its product as uncharacterized. The record is from RefSeq and is a predicted model, not a curated record. Gene Ontology annotation, cellular component: SCF ubiquitin ligase complex. NCBI's taxonomy places the organism in Eukaryota, Viridiplantae, Streptophyta, Bryopsida, Funariales, Funariaceae. Gene Ontology annotation, molecular function: protein binding. Gene Ontology annotation, biological process: SCF-dependent proteasomal ubiquitin-dependent protein catabolic process.
UGGAGGUAGACGCACUCAGCAAGCAAAUUGUCUCGCUCUCUCGCUCGCUGAUUGAACUCACUCGCUGUGUUAAUGUGUUAAAGACGCAGAGGGUGGAUCGGAGAUGCUUGCUUUGACUCUUCCGCCUCCUCCGCCUCCUACUUCUUCACCCACUUUAGAAACUCCGGGUCGGUUUCCGCAUCUUCGCUGCAGGACGAAGAGAGCGUCGCUGCGUGCCUCGCUUUCUCCUUCGCUGGUAGCAGAGAGUGCCACGAGCUGUGGGGGCUUGCGCAGAUGUGGGAUGUAUAAGGGGCUUAAUUUGGAAGGAGCUGGACUUGCUGUGCGUUGCCACAUCGGUCGCGUGAGUACACUCCGUUUGCUACAAGUGGAGUUGGCUGUGAACUAUGGCUGGUUUCCUCGUGAAGGUUGGGGAGAGGGUUGCGUGCUCGCUCGAUUUGCAAUUAAGCCAUCUGUCGGUGCCUGUCAUUUGGGUGGUCGUCGCCUAAGAGCCAACAAGAUUGAAACGCCGGACAGGAUUGCAAAAGGAAGAAGUUUGUGGCGAUUCGUCGCAAAUUUGGCUUGCGAUUGUGAGUAUCGUAUAGAGAAAAGGAUGGAGACUGAUUCCGACUCUGUUGAUUCUAGAGAAGGUCAACUACAAGACAGGCGUGUGAGUUUAUACGACCAUGGGUCAGAUUUACGCAAUGAUCGCCAUCCAGCAGAUUUGUACCUUGGUACAAGGUUGAAAAGGCCCAGGCACGACUUAUCUCUUUUAUCACAAUUCUUCUGGGGUCUUGAGGACGAGGAGAUGGAAUCAAGACCUCCAGAAAAGAAACGCAGAUGGAGAGGACAUGCCAAAAGGCGAGGUGUAGCAACUUCUGGCACGCGAAUUGAUACAGAUGAAAAGUCCGACAACUGUAAAACUAAUUGGCAUGAUCUUCCGAUGGAAUUGUUGGUGCGGAUCCUUAAAUUGGUGGACAACCGAACAGUGGUAACAGCCACAGGUGUUUGUCGUGGUUGGCGAGACUCCGUUGGCCAGGGCAUCUAUGACCUUUCAUUCUCAUGGUGUGGUCACAGUGUGAGCAAGUUGGUCCAAUCUGUCUCCCCCAAAUUUCCACGCCUUCAGAGUUGCAGGCUGAAACGGUGCAUUUACUUGGAUGAUGCGGCAAUUGAGACUGCCUCAAGCAGUUGGCACGGACUUAAAAUCUUAGAACUCAGUGAAGGCAGAAGACUGACUGAUGCUUCACUGCAUGCUUUGGCAAAUGGAUGUCCAAUGUUGGAGAAAUUGGAUUUAAGUGCGUGUACGGGCAUUACAGAAGCGGGACUUCUGGAGCUUGUACAAAGAUGCAGCAAUCUACGCCAUCUUAAUCUCUGGGGGUGCACGGACGCUGGUACAGACGCCGUAUUGCAGGCUUUGGCAAAACAUUGCAAAGCGCUCCAAUCAUUGAACUUGGGUUGUUGUGAACAAGUCACGGACAAAGGAAUUAUUGCUUUUGCACGUGGGUGCUCAGACUUGCGUGUAAUCGAUCUAUGUCGCUGCAACCGCAUAACAGACCAAAGCGUAAUUUUCCUGUCCGACAAGUGCCGCCAUCUGUGCGCUUUGGGGCUCUCAACCUGCGCUAAAAUUACCGACGAUUCAAUGUACGCGCUGGUUAAAAGAAAAACGGCCGCUGUCUCACUACCCUCCCGGGGCAAAGGCAAUAGAUUUUGUGUGAAAAACCUGGACAUGUCGAGUGACUUCCGGGUGCCUAAAUAUAGAACUUGUGCUACAAGCAGCUGCAGCAGCAGCGGCAGCACAUGCAGCGAUGCAAGCAAGUUGCCCAUCAAGAGAGAGGGAUUGGAUACUCUACUCGAGGAGAAUCCAAACUAUGGUUUAGUGUGCCUCAAUGUCAGUCAUUGUGCAGCUCUGUCCGCGCAAGCUGUGCAAGCUGUGUGUGACGCCUAUCCAGACCUUCACACAUGUGCCGAGAAACAGUCGCUAAUUACAAGUGGAUGCUUGAAUCUUCUAUCGGUUAACUGUGUCUGUGCCCUCGAUGCAAGGAGGGAUAAGAUCAAGCGGGAAGUGCGGCGGGGCUUCCUGUUAUAGGAAUAUAAGAUUUACGAUUCUUUCGAGUAUAGGAUUCCUCAUCUUUCAUCCUACUAUCUUGCAUUAGGUCAAGAUAGAUCAUGUCAAUACUGAACAUAUAUUGUAAAUUAUGGUGAUAGCAUUCAUUUUUGUGAAUCUGCAGGUGUUGCGGUAUUGUAAAUUUAGAUUUACGUGUGUUCACAUUUAGGGCUUAGCAAGGAGUCCUGUAUUCCUUUGUAUGCGAGAAGUAAUCUUAGUCGAGAAGUAUAGAGAAGUGAUUCGAUGGAAACUUAUACUAGUUCUUUCAGGCUUUGCACUGACGAUUAAGCACCACAUACCAGGUACAAGCUGGGGAAGUUGAGUA